AUAGCUAAAAAGAAACAGGAGCAAGACACCAACCAUGAGCUCCAGCCGGCCAGGGGUCUGCCCAUGCCAGGCUUCCGCAGCCCGCCCGACUAUUCUGUACGCCCUGCUGAGCCCCAGCAUCAGGACCAGGCCCAUUGCACCCGCAUCUCGCAGCCACUGCCUGUGCCAGCAGCACCGGCCUGUCCGCCUGUGUGCUCCACACCGCACCUGCCGCGAGGCCUUGGAUGUCCUAGCCAAGACAGUAGCCUUCCUCAGGAACCUGCCUUCCUUCAGUCACCUGCCCCAUGAGGAUCAGCGGCGGCUGUUGGAGGGUGGCUGGGGCCCUCUUUUCCUGCUUGGGUUGGCCCAGGAUACUGUGACCUUUGAAGUGGCUGAGGCUCCGAUGCCCAGUAUACUUAAAAAGAUCCUGCUGGAGGAACCCAGUAGCGGUACCCAGGGUGCCCAGUUACCAGACCGGCCACAACCCUCGCUGGCUGCUGUGAGGUGGCUGCAGCGCUGCCUGGAGUCUUUCUGGAGCCUUGAGCUGGGUCCCAAGGAGUAUGCCUACCUGAAAGGAACCAUCCUCUUCAACCCAGAUGUGCCAGGCCUCCAUGCCUCCUGCCACAUCGCUCACCUGCAGCAGGAGGCACACUGGGCUCUGUGUGAAAUCCUGGAGCCCUGGUACCCAGCUAGCCAAGGCCGCCUGGCCCGAAUCCUCCUCAUGGCCUCCACUCUCAAGAACAUUCCGUGCAGCCUUCUGGUAGACCUCUUCUUCCGUCCUAUCAUCGGAAAUGUUGACAUCGCCGAACUGCUGGAAGAAAUGCUUUUGCUGAGGUGACCCAAAGAAUGCAGUCCAGUGCUUUCAAGGCAGCAGUCAGCU
Molecule: messenger RNA, 859 nt
Organism: Acomys russatus (golden spiny mouse)
Lineage: Eukaryota; Metazoa; Chordata; Mammalia; Rodentia; Muridae
Gene: Nr0b2
Product: nuclear receptor subfamily 0 group B member 2
Exons: 2
Coding region: 35-817 (260 amino acids)
Biological process (GO): negative regulation of transcription by RNA polymerase II; circadian rhythm
Cellular component (GO): nucleus; cytoplasm
Molecular function (GO): transcription corepressor activity; transcription factor binding
Source: RefSeq, a predicted model, not a curated record